This is a messenger RNA of Olea europaea var. sylvestris, 491 nucleotides long. RefSeq names its product probable U6 snRNA-associated Sm-like protein LSm4. NCBI's taxonomy places the organism in Eukaryota, Viridiplantae, Streptophyta, Magnoliopsida, Lamiales, Oleaceae. Bases 141 to 476 code for a protein of 111 amino acids. Gene Ontology annotation, cellular component: spliceosomal tri-snRNP complex; P-body; U6 snRNP. The record is from RefSeq and is a predicted model, not a curated record. Gene Ontology annotation, molecular function: U6 snRNA binding. Gene Ontology annotation, biological process: P-body assembly; spliceosomal snRNP assembly; nuclear-transcribed mRNA catabolic process. The transcript has 6 exons.
AAUUCAAAAUAACGCCUUCCAGUUCAUUAUUGGGUGGGAGAGACUUACCUAUCGGCGCUGUGAGCAGAGAUCAAAACCAGUUUCGUUCUCCAUUCAUAGCUCUCUCUGACUCGGUUUCUUCUGCGCACUAGAAUUUAAAAAUGCUUCCACUUUCUCUGCUCAAGACAGCCCAGGGCCACCCUAUGUUGGUGGAACUGAAAAAUGGGGAAACAUACAAUGGGCAUUUGGUUAAUUGUGAUACUUGGAUGAACAUUCAUCUCCGUGAAGUCAUAUGUACCUCCAAGGAUGGAGAUAGGUUUUGGCGGAUGCCAGAGUGCUACAUCAGGGGAAAUACGAUUAAGUAUCUUCGAGUUCCAGACGAGGUAAUUGAUAAAGUUCAAGAAGAGACGAAGAGUCGUUCUGGUAUGAUCUGCCUUUGUUUUGCUCGGUUUUUCCAUUUAAAAUCUGAAUGUUUAUCUGCAGACUUUACUUAUUGAGUGCUAAAGCUCUUG